Molecule: messenger RNA, 190 nt
Organism: Dovyalis caffra
Lineage: Eukaryota; Viridiplantae; Streptophyta; Magnoliopsida; Malpighiales; Salicaceae
Source: the annotation of a GenBank genome assembly
UGACAAUGCCGGCCAUGAAGAAGGAGACAACCCAAAUGUUAAAGAAAUUGCUGAUUCACUUCUUGAGCCUCCUACAUCCGUCAACUCUAGUGCAAAACGCAAAUUAGACUACUUAUCCAUAGCCCCAAAUCAAGACAUCAUAAGAUCAACUAUUGAGCAUUUGCUCCAAUCAUCGAUCGGAAAUGCCGAG